ACAAAAUGAGUGGGCAGAAAAACGCAGAGAAAAACGCAUCUUUCUGACCGGAGGCUGAUCCAGUGAUGUACCAGGGAGCAGCUCAUGUCGGACCGAGCCUACACCGUGGGCUGCUGGUAUUUGUGUUGACUGCAUUGACUCGAGACCUGAGCAAUGGCAGAGGAGUUCGGGCGUGGACUUACAACUACAGCACCACGCAAACCCGCAACUGGGAGUCGGCCCGCCGGUGGUGCCAGCUGAAAUUCACCGACAUGUUGGCCAUCCAGAACCAGGAGGAGACAGACUACCUCAACCAGCUGCUCCCCUUCAGGAGAACAUACUACUGGAUUGGCAUCCGUAAAGUGAACGGGGUCUGGACCUGGUUGGGGACUAAUAGGAGCUUAAGCACAGAGGCGGAGAACUGGGCAACCGGGGAGCCUAACAACAUCCGGAAUGGGCAGGACUGUGUGGAGAUUUACAUCAAGAGGGAGAAAGACACGGCCAAGUGGAAUGAUGAGAACUGCAAGAAGAGGAAGAGCACUGUCUGCUACACAGCCUCUUGUUCUGAGCUUUCCUGCAGUGUCCAUGCAGACUGUGUGGAGACCAUUGGAAACUACACCUGUCAAUGUCAUCCUGGUUUCCAGGGUCCGCGCUGUGAGGAGGUGGAACAGUGUCCAGCUCUGGACCUUGCUGUCAGUGGAGGGACUAUGAACUGCAGCCACCCCGUCGCCCUGCACAGCUACAACUCCACCUGCGAGCUCAGCUGUGAUGAAGGCUAUGACCUUGUUGGACAGAAUCUAAUAUCCUGUGACCAUACAGGCCACUGGACUUCAAAUGUCUCCACGUGUACAGUGAAACGGUGCGCCCCCAUUUCCUCUCCUACUGCGGGCAACGUGACUUGCAGAGGCACGCUGGGAUCCUUCUCCUUUGGCUCCAGGUGUAGCUUCACCUGUAGAGAGGGCUACUCGCUGAGCGGACACCACACACUCACCUGCCAAGCCUCGGCACGAUGGAGCGCAGCAAGACCUGAAUGUACAGCGGUGCAGUGCAGCACAUUGGAAACUCCCCCUCAUGGGUCUCUGCGGUGUCAGCAUCCUGUAGGAGAGUUCAGCUAUGGCUCCACCUGCACCACACAGUGCAAUGAGGGUUUUGAUCUGAUUGGCAACAACUUCACCCAGUGUUCCUCAACGGGUAACUGGAGCGACGCCCUUCCUGUCUGUCAGGCACGUCAGUGCCCCAUACUGGCCACCGCCCCACACCAAGGCUGGAUGAACUGCAGCCACCCCUACUUCCAUUUCAGCCACGGCUCACAAUGUGAAUUUGGAUGCCAUGCAGGGUUCUGGCUUCAAGGAGCGUCCACAAUACAAUGCAACACCUCAGGUGUCUGGAGUCACGAACUACCCACCUGCCAGGUGAUGCGCUGUGACGUCAUCUCUGCUCCGUCACCGCCCCUCUCCAUGAACUGUUCCCACCCUCUGGGGAACUUCAGCUACGGCUCCCGGUGCGCCUUCAGCUGCGAGGCGGGUUACGCUGUGAACGGGACGGAGGAGGUGCGUUGCGCCUCCAGUGGCCGCUGGGACAGCGACACCCCUACCUGCACAGCAAUCUCAUGCGGCACCCUGUUGGACCCGGAGAAAGGCUCUGUACUCUGUGAUCACCUUUAUGGGCCUCAUCGCUUCAAUUCUUCCUGCUGGUUUCAUUGUGACCUGGGGUACCGUUUAGUGGGAGCACCCAGAAUGCUUUGCCAAGCCAGUGGGAGCUGGGACCACCCGUCUCCUCUGUGCCAAGUGGAACAGUGUCCAGCUCUGUACCUUGCUGUCAGUGGAGGGACUAUGAACUGCAGCCACCCCGUCGCCCUGCACAGCUACAACUCCACCUGCGAGCUCAGCUGUGAUGAAGGCUAUGACCUUGUUGGACAGAAUCUAAUAUCCUGUGACCAUACAGGCCACUGGACUUCAAAUGUCUCCACGUGUACAGUGAAACGGUGCGCCCCCAUUUCCUCUCCUACUGCGGGCAGCGUGACUUGCAGAGGCACGCUGGGAUCCUUCUCCUUUGGCUCCAGGUGUAGCUUCACCUGUAGGGAGGGCUACUCGCUGAGCGGACACCACACAGUCUCCUGCCAAGCCUCGGCACGAUGGAGCGCAGCAAGACCUGAAUGUACAGCGGUGCAGUGCAGCACAUUGGAAGCGCCCCCUCAUGGGUCUCUGCGGUGUCAGCAUCCUGUAGGAGGGUUCAGCUAUGGCUCCACCUGCACGACACAGUGCAAUGAGGGUUUUGAUCUGAUUGGCAACAACUUCACCCAGUGUUCCUCAACGGGUAACUGGAGCGACGCCCUUCCUGUCUGUCAGGCACGUCAGUGCCCCAUACUGGCCACCGCCCCACACCGAGGCUGGAUGAACUGCAGCCACCCCUACUUCCAUUUCAGCCACGGCUCACAAUGUGAAUUUGGAUGCAAUAAAGGGUUCUGGCUUCAAGGAGCGUCCACAAUACAAUGCAACACCUCAGGUGUCUGGAGUCACGAACUACCCACCUGCCAGGUGGUGCGCUGUGACGUCAUCUCUGCUCCGUCACGGCCCCUCUCCAUGAACUGCUCCCACCCUCGGGGGAACUUCAGCUACGGCUCCCGGUGCGCCUUCAGCUGCGAGGCGGGUUACGCUGUGAACGGGACGGAGGAGGUGUGUUGCGCCUCCAGUGGCCGCUGGAAUAAAAAGACCCCUACCUGCACAGUGGUGCGCUGUGACGUCAUCUCUGCUCCGUCACGGCCCCUCUCCAUGAACUGUUCCCACCCUCUGCGGAACUUCAGCUACGGCUCCCGGUGCGCCUUCGGCUGCGAGGCGGGUUACGCUGUGAACGGGACGGAGGAGGUGCGUUGCGCCUUCAGUGGCCGCUGGGACAGCGACACCCCUACCUGCACAGAGGAGGGUCUUCUAGGGAGCACUGCCAUGCUGGUGUAUGGUGGUGCAGGGACGGCCUCUGUCGCCGCUGUACUUGGCAUGACAGGACUGCUCAUCCUGCUCACAAAGCAGAAGAAAGGUAUCAUGAACAUGGAAGAGUCCUUUUGGGAGAGAGAAAAUCCUGCAUUUGAGUUUUAAAAGCUGUGUGUGGGUUUUGUCAGAAGGAAGAGAGGAAAGUGUUUCCGGCGAGUGGACGCGAAACAGGAAGUCUCCUUUGCUCAAAUGAACGUUGACUGCAGUUAGUUCUUGAGGAGAAUUUUCAUUUACAUGUAAUACACAUUUAUUCAGUUAGAUUUAACUGCGUCCUGUGGGCUCAGGGACCACGGCCUUGCCUGGAGCUGCGUCCGAGGAGGAAACACCGAGGGCGGUCUGACAGGACGCGGAGGCGGGGCAGGCUAAGCUAACUGCUAGCCCAUGCAGACCGGAAGUUGCGACAGUCAUCCUGGCUGGCGUUCGUUCUCCUGGACAGUGAUUUUUUUUAUUAUUAUUUUUAAGUCUGUGUGUUGGUUUGGAUAUGUGUGUUGUUGUAUUUUUGGAUGUGUGUUCUGCCUUUGUGUUGCCCUUCUGUGGGCUGCAGGGAACGGUGUUUUAUUUCAUGUGCGCACGUGGAUGAAAUGGAACGACAGGGUUUCUGACUCUUAUAUCAGAUGAUAGUGAACGGAGGGUUCUAAUUGGAUCAUAUUUGUUUCCGGCAUUAACGCUUCACGGGUUUGCAGUUUCAUGUAGGGGGAAGCUCACCCAUGCUAAACAUGUUUGCAGUCCUGGCAUGGCGAAGUUAAGCAUCCAUAUGUCCAGCACCCUGAAAUCAUGAAUGGUGCUGCUACACAAACCUCUCAAGUCAUCGGUUUUGUUGUGCAGUCUUUGUAUCACAUCGUGCUUGUGUGUUUCUCAUACUAUCAAUAAAGAAUAAACCAUAAGGUUCUCUUCAGACUUUCCCAUCCUAACCCACCGGUCCAUGUGCUACAUCAGCUGUCCGGGUGGGGGCUGGCAUUGUGUCACCGGGGCUUGCUGGAUGUGGUCCUGAGUUGUCUUACAAAGCCAGCAUGUCUGCGUUUCACCCCCGUGUACGGCCGCUAAUAACUGUGGGUCGAUCGGCAGGAGAAGCACGCGGCCAGGUGCACCACCUAGCUGCCACCAAAUUGUCCAUUGGGCACCUUUGCUGGCACAGGUGCUUCCUGUGGGGUAAGGAGGUAAUCUAUCAUAAAUCUUAGUUCCCUUUGUCACAUUUGGCGUUAUCCUGAGGGUCAGCUGGACACUAUCUUUAUUAAAUCAGGAGGCAGCAGGGCGUCAGGGGGGGCGUGGCGGUC
Lampris incognitus (smalleye Pacific opah) is the source of this 4240-nucleotide messenger RNA. It is a transcript of the gene selp, whose product is annotated as selectin P. Lineage: Eukaryota; Metazoa; Chordata; Actinopteri; Lampriformes; Lampridae. Bases 66 to 3071 code for a protein of 1001 amino acids. Gene Ontology annotation, molecular function: sialic acid binding; oligosaccharide binding; calcium ion binding. The transcript has 18 exons. The record is from RefSeq and is a predicted model, not a curated record. Gene Ontology annotation, cellular component: external side of plasma membrane; membrane. Gene Ontology annotation, biological process: response to cytokine; heterophilic cell-cell adhesion; leukocyte tethering or rolling.